AGGAGGAGCAGAUAAUGGCAGACCUGCCUGCUGAUCGCUUAAGUACAGAUCCUCCGUUCACCUUUGUUGGAUUGGAUGUGUUCGGACCAUGGUGUGUCACCUCAAGGAGGACACAUGGAGGGCUAGCCAACAGUAAGCGUUGGGCAAUCAUCUUCACAUGUAUGAGCGUGCGUGCCAUACACAUCGAGGUCAUCGAAUCAAUGGAUUCAUCCAGUUUCAUUAACGCUCUAAGACGCUUCUUUGCAGUUAGAGGGCCUGUCAAACAGCUAAGGUCAGACUGUGGUACUAAUUUUGUUGGAGCCUGUCGAGAGCUUGGGAUCAGUUCCAAAGGCUGUAACAACAAGGAAGUGUCCAACUACCUGUCUGAUCAGGGCUGUGUAUGGCUGUUUAACCCUCCCCACUCUUCACACAUGGGGGGAAGCUGGGAGAGGAUGAUCGGUGUCACACGUCGGAUCCUUGACGCAAUGAUCCUCAAGCUUGGGUCUUUUCAGCUCACACAUGAGGUCCUGACAACAUUUAUGGCAGAGGUAACUGCAAUUGUCAAUUCCAGACCACUUACUUCAGUGUCCACAGAUCCAGACGAACCUCUCAUCCUCACUCCUGCUAUGCUGCUAACUCAGAAGAUUGCUGUACUCCCUGUUCCUCCUGGUAACUUUGAUGAUAGUAAUAUCUUCAGACGUCAGUGGCAUCAGGUUCAAAGCUUGGCCAACACAUUCUGGGAGAGGUGGAAAAGGGAGUACCUCAGUAGUCUACAAGGUCGAAAGAAAUGGAGAACGGAGAGACCUAAUCUCAUGGACGGAGACGUUGUUCUAAUGAAAGAUAAUUCACUGAAGAGACAUGACUGGCCCACAGGACUGAUCACAAGGACUUUUCCAAGUGACGAUGGGAAGGUCAGGAAGGUCGAGGUGAAAGUUUUCAGAGACAGUGUUCCAAAACUUUACUUAAGGCCAGUGUCUGGAGUUAUACUCCUGUUGCAGAGAAACUCUGUCAAGUGA
Haplochromis burtoni (Burton's mouthbrooder) is the source of this 995-nucleotide messenger RNA. RefSeq lists its product as uncharacterized. Gene Ontology annotation, molecular function: nucleic acid binding. The record is from RefSeq and is a predicted model, not a curated record. Gene Ontology annotation, biological process: DNA integration. The transcript has a single exon. The coding region runs from base 15 to 995 and encodes 326 amino acids. Lineage: Eukaryota; Metazoa; Chordata; Actinopteri; Cichliformes; Cichlidae.